GGAGUUAGAUCUAUCCAAUAAUCAGAUCUCGAAUGUUGCAAAUGGAUCCUUCGUUAAUCUGCAAGAAUUAAAGGCGUUAGAUCUAUCCAAUAACCAGAUCUCGAAUAUUGGACAAGGAUUCAUCAAAAAUCUUCCAGAUUUAGAAGAGCUUGAUCUAUCCAAUAAUAUAUCGACGAUUGAACCCGGAUUCCUUGAACAUUUGCCCAAGUUACAAAAGCUAAAUCUAUCCGGAAAUCUGAUCUCGAAUAUUGGACAAAGAUUCUUCAUAAAUCUUACGAAACUUGAAAAUCUAAAUUUGAGCAGAAACCAAAUACAAAAGGUUGAGGAUGACGCUUUCUUAUUCCUUCCCAGCGUAAAGGAGAUUGACCUUAAAGGUAAUAAUGACAUGAUGUGUGGAUGUCACCUGCCGGCCAUGGUACAUUAUAUGAACAGUACAUACGAAAGAACCGUGAAAGUCCUGGGCAAGUGUCAUACAGAUUCGGCAAAUAAACAAGACGAAGUAAUACCCAUAAUGCAAUAUUCCAAAUGUAAAAAUUACUCGUUAUUUCAAAAGAAUUUGCAAUGUCAGACAUGUUCAGAGAUGAUGUGCAAGGAUUCACAAGUGACAAACUGUACAGGAGAAUCGCCUGUAUGCCAAUAUAAACUAUCAAUGAAUAGCGUCACACUGAAGUUUGAAAGAUCUUGCAGCACAUACAGAAACUGCCUUGAAGCUAUGAGAAACAAUACUUCUACAUGCAAUGAAUGGGCCAAUGGCACUUCGUGUGUAGCUUGCUGCAGCGGAAACCUAUGUAACAAGAAUGAUUUCAUGGGUUGGACCAAUUCCUUUGAAUUUCAUCUGAUUUAUACCAUGGACCCAGCCAAAAAGUUCAAUGAAAAGAAAACCUUUGCUGAAAAUGUAUCUAGAGUUGUGAGUAGACACACGUUUUCUUUUGUUGUCUCUCUUUGUCUCUCUCUCUCUCUCACUCUAACUAUCUCUCUCACACACAUACAAACACGCACACAUGAAUUAUCACGCUUGAAACGAGGAGAAUUUAAAGUUGAAUAUUGUAGUUCCAAGAAUAGUCUAGUGAUAUUUACUAUUUACUAUAUAACUAACAUUAAAAGUACUAAAGAUCAAGUUUUGCAGGAAAUCGACCCAAUUUUGGACAAAUCCCAAGCAUUGCGUAAUAUGGGAAUUCAGAAAAGUAAGGUUUUCGGUGAAAAGAUUUGUAAUGAAGACACAUCAACCAACAAUGGCACUUUGCAUUGGCCAAUGACAGAAAUACGAAAAACUGCGACAAUUACAUGUCACACAAAUGAAGCAACAAGACACUGGUUCGUUUCUAUUGUUUUCUCUCUUCACAAAUUUUGA
This is a messenger RNA of Octopus bimaculoides (California two-spot octopus), 1351 nucleotides long. RefSeq names its product adhesion G protein-coupled receptor G6. Lineage: Eukaryota; Metazoa; Mollusca; Cephalopoda; Octopoda; Octopodidae. The record is from RefSeq and is a predicted model, not a curated record. Gene Ontology annotation, cellular component: plasma membrane. Gene Ontology annotation, biological process: G protein-coupled receptor signaling pathway; cell surface receptor signaling pathway. Gene Ontology annotation, molecular function: G protein-coupled receptor activity; protein binding.